This is a messenger RNA of Penicillium olsonii, 1602 nucleotides long. Lineage: Eukaryota; Fungi; Ascomycota; Eurotiomycetes; Eurotiales; Aspergillaceae. The record is from the annotation of a GenBank genome assembly.
AUGGUCUCGCAAGCGCAAAUUCUCGAUCGCACCGCGCAGAGUACCGCCUCCUUAGUCUCGCGACCCUCCCAUGGUCGACGACACCGUUCUGGCCGAUCCCACCAUGGAAGCUCGUCGCACACCCCGUCCAACGAUUUCCCCAUCUUCACAUAUACCGGCGACACCGAAAUCGUUAUUCGCGCGGGGUCGCAGGAGCGGCGCUAUCUCCUCCACCGAUUGAUCCUGGCACAAUGCUCGGGCUUCUUUGAGGCCAGUACCGACGAAACCUGGUCGCGUCAUACAUCCGGUAAAGAGGGCACGCUCUCGCCCGUGAGCGAAGAUGACUACCUGUCCAACGGGUCAACGCUGGUCCCCUCCGAUCAUGGUGCACUGCCCACCCGGCCCGGUGAGAAGCGUCGCUGGCGCUACGAGCUGGACUGGGAGAACUGCGCGGAGGACGAGGAGGUGAUUCUCGUACAAAAGCCCCCAAGCCAUGCACCCGUGUUCGGAGGCGACCAGGCUGCCUUCCCUCCCACGAUGACCAAGCCGUCCAAUUCCCAGGCCGGGUUCUUUCGAUCCAUGGCGAACCUGGCAGGGAUCCAGUCGGCGGCACACCUGCCCCAAACCGGGGCAGAGCAGGAACCCACCAUCGACCCUUUAAUACGUGACUAUGACAAUUUACUACGACUAUUUUACAACCACCCACCCAUAAUAAACAGCGUCAACAUUGCUUCUGCUUAUACAGAAUGCAAAUCCCUCCUCGCAUUGGCCGAUAUGUACGAUGCGCUCCCAGUGACAGGACCGCGCGUGGAUCACCAUCUCCUCGGCUUCGGAUCUCGCCUCUUCAAGCAAAUCGCCAAAUACCCCCCUAGCUACCUGAAACUGGGAUACCUUGCCCGCAGCAGAGUGAUCUUCACCGAGGCCCUGAUACAUGUCGUGGGACAAUGGCCCGCUGCGCUCCCGAGCAUGCGGAACGGAUCUUACGCGCCUCUGCCCGAAUCCCUCCUUGACAUGAUCGAAGACAAGGUGGAAGAUCUGGAAGAUCUCAAAGCCCGUGUUGAAUCAAAACUCCUGCGACUGUCCCUUACCACCUCCCGCGGUGAACGUGUCGGCCCUUCAAAUGCAUACCUGGAUUGGCUCGCCGUUUCCCUCUUCCGUCAAUGGCUCAUCGAAAACACCACCCCUCCGCCGGCUCCUAUCCUCAAGAACUCCGGCGCAAAUGACGGGCCCUCUCAUCCCACAGCCUCGGCAUCGCACCCAGCCAGCGCGGGCCGGCCCACAACCCCGGAAGACCCUUCUGCGCGUACCUUCAAAUUGAUCGGGUCCUCGUCCUCCCAAGCAUACCUCACUCACGAGGAAUUGAAGCGAUUCCUGAAAAUUCAUCCCACGCCGUCCGCUGACUCGCUGUAUACCCGCGAGACCUUUAAGCGGUUUGAGCGCAAAAUGGAUGAGAUGAAGCGGCUCGCCAGGGAAAUUGUCAAGCCUUUGAUGCGCAAUUUCCUAGAGCUUGAGCUCAAAUCUGCCGGUCCGCCUGCCGGUCCAGGGCCCCGUGAAGCUACCCCCAUCGGAUUGCCCUAUCUGACAUGUACUCGCGUUGAAGAGAUGGAUUUGCCUUGGAACUAA